AUGAGGGAGGAGGAGGAGCCCAGCUGGUUCGCGCGCUUCGACGAGGACCUGCCGGCGCCCGACGAGCUCAUGCCGCUCUCGCAGUCGCUCAUCACCCGCGAUCUCGCCGCCGCCUUCGACAUCCCCACCACGCACGGCGGGGGCGGCCCGCUCAGCGGCGGCGCCGACGGGGCCGGCGGCGCGGGCGGCCAGGAGAUGAACGGCGGCGCGUCCUCGGCCGCCGGCUCCAGCGGCGGCAACGGGGGCGGCAACGGCGAGGAGCCGGCCAGGACCCUCAAGCGGCCGCGCCUCGUGUGGACGCCGCAGCUGCACAAGCGCUUCGUUGAUGCCGUGGCGCACCUCGGCAUCAAGAACGCCGUGCCCAAGACCAUAAUGCAGCUGAUGAGCGUGGACGGCCUCACGCGCGAGAACGUCGCGUCCCACCUCCAGAAGUACCGCCUCUACCUCAAGCGCAUGCAGGGGCUCGGCAACGGCGGUGGCGGCGGGGGAGGCAGCCACUCCUCCGGCUCCGGGACCGACGCAGCCACCGAGCACCUCUUCGCCACCGGGCCCUCCCCGUUCCUCCCGCCCGGCCGCGGCCCGGCCGUCGCCGACCCCUACACCCCCUACGCCGCCAUGCCGUCCCACCCCGCGGCGCACCACCAUCACCACCACCCGCAGCAGAUCGGCCACUUCCACCACCCCGCCGCGCGCCCGUUCGGCCACUACGGCGCCGGGCCAGGCGGCGGCUUCGACCACGGCUUCCUGAGCCGCGCCGUGGCCAGCGGCGCGCCAGUCGGCCCGCCCGGGAUGCACCACCGCAUGGUCGGCGGCGGGGCCGCGAUGGGGAUGAUGGCGCCGUCGUCCUUCGCCGAGGAGCUGGAGCUAGGGUCCCGCGGCGGCGGCGGCGGCGGCGGGCGCCGGGAGCUGACGCUGUUCCCGACCUCCGGCGAGCACUGA
Molecule: messenger RNA, 939 nt
Organism: Triticum turgidum subsp. durum (durum wheat)
Lineage: Eukaryota; Viridiplantae; Streptophyta; Magnoliopsida; Poales; Poaceae
Source: the annotation of a GenBank genome assembly